AUGGAUUCCGAAUUUCCCUCUUUUCAAAAUGAUAAAAUGUUUUCAUCGAAUGAGACUGAAAAUGAUCUAUUAAAUUUUUAUACUACAAAUUUUGACGGCUUAAGCCCAAUGUUGGAUAAUUUGGAUUUUUCUGUAAAUUCUAAUAACGAUACACAGAAAGGGAAAUCGUUCGAUGUACCACUAGCAAUGUCUACUCAGCGAGAUUCCUAUAAUGUGAUACCGGGUCUUGAAAGUGACGGGACUCCUGGUUCUUCAAUUUCGAGUUUAUCGCCACAGUCUCCUUCUGGAAUUUUAUCAAACUCAACGAUAAAUUCAUUUGAGCAAUCACCUAGCAAUGAUUUGAAUUUGCCAGAAAAGCGGAAAGCAUCUGUUUCGGUUCCAAGUACUACCAUCAAUAGCAAAAAAAAGCAAUCAGCCUCUACAAAGCCGACUCCUAAAAGGCCUGGCCGUAGAAUCAACCCAAAUGAACCAGAGAGUAAACGAAAAGCACAAAACAGAGCUGCUCAACGAGCAUUUCGCGAAAGAAAAGAAAGACAUUUGAAGGAUUUGGAACAACGUGUAGAGGAACUGGAGAAUGAAGCUCAAGAGACUAACACUGAAAAUGAGUUUUUAAGGAAACAAGUUGAAAGAUUGCAAAAUGAACUUCGAAAGUUUAGAAAUGGAAAAUAUUCUGUCCAAGAAACAGGUCAAAGUAUAACACCUGCUUUUCCUGAUGCAAAAUUUACCUUUGAAUUCCCUUUUUUCCAAGGUUCAUCCGGCCCUGUGGAUGGCGAGAAUCAGAGUAAUGAACAAUCUCAGUUGACAUAUCAUAACAAAUCACCAUCUGGUAGUAUAUCCUCGGGAGAAAGUUAUAAUGCUACAUCUCAAUUAACUUCCGACACUUCAAGCUGUGGAACAGAACCUAAAGAGGAUUCAUUUUGCGAACAGUUAAAUCUUGCAUGUGGAAACAGAGAAAAUCCUAUCCCUAAAUACAAGUCUGUUAAUCCACUUAUUAUAUCAACACCAGACGUCUCCGGUACCUCUAAUAUAACUAAUGAUACACUUUCGGCGUCACCUGUUCCCAAAUUGACCAUAAAAAAAGAAGUUUCAUCGUCUUUUGAGUUAGACUUUUUGUCUGAUUAUAAGGACCAAGUAUUUGAUUCAGAUCUUCUGUCAUUUGCUGAUUCCUCGAAAUCUAUAAGUGUUUUUGAUUCGAUUCCAUCUGUUCAAUCAAAUACUAGUGAAAAUUCUAUAGCUUUGAAUGAGCCCCAGUUUGAUAGUGAUGAUAACGACGAAGACAAUGAGGUUCCUGCCCCAUCGAAGCUUAUGACUUGUACCGCUGUAUGGGAUAGAAUAAGUUCCCACCCAAAGUUUGCAGAUUUAGAUAUAGAUGGUCUUUGUGCUGAACUUAGAACAAAAGCAAAGUGUUCUGAAAGUGGUGUUGUUCUUACUGAAAGUGAUGUCAAUAAAGUUCUUUCUUCUUUGAAGUAA
Magnusiomyces paraingens is the source of this 1470-nucleotide messenger RNA. RefSeq lists its product as uncharacterized. The record is from RefSeq and is a predicted model, not a curated record. Gene Ontology annotation, cellular component: RNA polymerase II transcription regulator complex. Bases 1 to 1470 code for a protein of 489 amino acids. Lineage: Eukaryota; Fungi; Ascomycota; Dipodascomycetes; Dipodascales; Dipodascaceae. The transcript has a single exon. Gene Ontology annotation, molecular function: transcription cis-regulatory region binding; DNA-binding transcription activator activity, RNA polymerase II-specific.